AUGGAGUUCAUCGACUGGGAAUCCGAAGGUCUCAACGAAAAUUUUGUUGGUGGAUUGAGUGUAAGCCAUGGCUAAUAUUUAUUUUAUUUUUCCCCCAAUCCUUUCAACAUUUUCUGGUAAACUUAUCCGUUGGCCUUGAUUCCAGGCUUGGAAACAGUUUUUCUUCCAAGGAACGGAUGAUGGUUUGGAGCAGAACAAGUUGAAGACAAUUGGUCGUUUCGCCGGCAUCCUCACCAAUUUCUACAUGAUCUCAAGGGGAAUUGUUCCAUUCGAAAUUGCUCGAGUGGGUCGUUAUCCGAACAAAGUCUCCUUCUUCGGAAUUGUGGAGCAAAAAUUGAGUAAAUUGAACGAUCCGCGAAACCGGGCGAUCAUGAAGAAGAUCAGAGAAAUCACCGAACUCAUAAAAGAGGGGAAGGUAAGGGUUAUUUUACCUGUUCUUAAGCCCCCGAUAACCCUGUAUUCUUUCUUUUAUCAGCAUCAUUAUGGGUAUGUUGCGUCAGGCGACGUAACUAUUGACAAUUUCUAUUUUUUGAAUUCAGGUUGAGAUCUACCAAAUGAUACUGCACAGUGCGGAUGACAUGGGGGAUAGCAGGAAGGCUGUGGAAGAGUUGUCAAUCUCAUUGAAGACUUCAGAAGGAGAUAAUGUAAAAUUGACGUAAGGGUUAUUGUUUCUUACAAUUAUUUUGGGUUUAGUUUUGGAGAUCUAGAAUAUGAUGUUGAUUUUAAGUCCGUUGGAUUCGAUGAAUUUAUUCGGACAUUCUUCCGAAUUUUGUGCAAGAUCCAAGGGUACUGUUCAUCACUUCCAAGGUUGUCCAAGAAGCAUGCUCUGUACUUUAAGGCCACCUUGUUCGAGGCGAUACCUCAGCCAAACUUUGGGCUUUUAACUGCUGAGGAUGUAAAGUUUGAUUAUUCCGGACUUUCUAAUGAAAUUCUUGACGAAACUUGCUUGUACAGGCAUAGAAAAGACGAAAAAAGACUGGCGUAAGUGUUAGUUUUUGAUUUUUUUUGGCUAUUCUUAUAUUAUAUUACAUAAGAAGUUGUAUUACUUUAGAUCUGCCACGUUGUUCCGCCAUAAACCUGUGGAACCUUCACGUUUAACCGAAUGUGUCCAAGAUUAUUUGAACGAAAUAGUAGAAGAAGAAAAGGUAUGCAACCGGAGAAUCAUUUGUAUUACGUUACACGCAUUUCAGGACAAAAAUCCUGAAAAUCAUCAGAUUCCAAUCGAAGAAACGUCGCUUUUCCGAGAUGUCAGUGUAAGUGGCGUCUUGGAGGUGCUACUUCUUACAUUUAAAAAAAUCUGUAAAAAAUUUUCAGAUUCGUCAAUCGCUUCCAAAGUCCGGUUCUGCCAGGAAAAGAGGACGUCAGCAGAAGGUAUCAUCUCCUCUCGAAGUCGAGUCUGUUAGGGUAAGUUCGUUUAUUACUUCAAGUUUUAAUUUUUAGGCCGAUGACGCGCAAAUUGGAGAUGAUGGUUACGAUGAGCGCCCGAUUCCUCGAAGAGAUUCGUUGGAAGAGGUUGAGGUGAGGGAGUAAUCCGGGAAUGCAUUUUAUAUGUUAUUACCUGAAAUUUUUUCAUUUUAUAAAUUGUUGCUAAAUGUUCCGACUUUACGAGAAAGUAUUGGUUUACUUCUAAAAAGAAACGUAGAUGAUGUUUUUAGGCUCUGCUCGGAACAACCCAACAAAUAAACAAUUUAACCGUCGAGGAUCGGCCAAUGAAUGUGGAAAAUUCGAAGCUCGAUGAUACCGAUGCAGAACUUCAGGAUAUUAUGGAUUCUCUCAGCAAAUCCCAAAGGUUCCCGAAGAAAGAUGUACAAAAACGCAAAAAAGGUAGCCGUGGAAGAAAAAGAAAGUGA
Molecule: messenger RNA, 1850 nt
Organism: Bursaphelenchus xylophilus (pine wood nematode)
Lineage: Eukaryota; Metazoa; Nematoda; Chromadorea; Rhabditida; Aphelenchoididae
Source: the annotation of a GenBank genome assembly